AUGCCUCUCCCAUCUAAAUACGAAGCUCCAGAGGACCCAAUGUACCAAUCUCUAGCGAUCCCCAUGGACGCCGACGAAGCCUGGGACGCGGAUGACGAGGACUCCUGUUCUACAGCUUACGACUCUAGCUCAGAUACUGCCGGCGAUGCCUUUGACUUUUUGCCUCUCUCGAUUGCACUAGGCUCGCGACAAGAAACCCGCCGCUUAUUUCAUUUCACCGUCCGCCGUGACGAAUAUAAGUCUCUAAAAGCCAAGGGUACGUCUGAUGGCUGGAUUGAUGUCUCACACUUUCUCUGGACCAUGUGCGCUACACUCGCAGAUGCAGGUACCGAUCGGGAAUGGACGGCGGCAUUCGAGAAAUGGCGACCGCAGUGGAAGAAGGUCCAGGCGCAGGUGAAGACCUUCGGAUACACUCAGUUUUCAUCGGAGAUCCCUCAUGCCCCGGUUGAUCUUGCUUUGGUCCAGUUCUUUGGAUCCCCGUCUAACAAGAAGGCCAGGGAGUUUGAGAUCGAGCAAGAUGGCCCGGAUCGUGGCUCUGGUUCUCAGGAUAUCUGGACCCUCUGGCGAUAUAUUGUUGAGACACCUGCAGACCAGGUCAAAGAGUUCCAUGUUACCCUUAGAGAUACUGCGAAGCUCGUUGGUCCUCGGUAG
Messenger RNA from Penicillium verrucosum, 651 nucleotides. RefSeq lists its product as uncharacterized. Lineage: Eukaryota; Fungi; Ascomycota; Eurotiomycetes; Eurotiales; Aspergillaceae. The transcript has a single exon. Bases 1 to 651 code for a protein of 216 amino acids. The record is from RefSeq and is a predicted model, not a curated record.